Molecule: messenger RNA, 2294 nt
Organism: Astyanax mexicanus (Mexican tetra)
Lineage: Eukaryota; Metazoa; Chordata; Actinopteri; Characiformes; Acestrorhamphidae
Exons: 13
Coding region: 627-1952 (441 amino acids)
Source: RefSeq, a predicted model, not a curated record
UGGUCUGCUCUUUGUUCCUCUGUGGUUCUUCACUGUCUGAGAACUUCAUUCAGAUUUAACCACAAUAAGCAGUUCAGCACUGAAUCGUGAAUCGGUUCACUUUAUGUUUGGAUCAUUUCGGUCAGUCUUGCACUGCAAUUGCUUGUUGCUGUUUUUUUCCAGAAAAGAUUAUGUUUAGGCUGCUGAUCUCGAUCUUCUCCAAAUCAAAGGCAUUCCUUUACGCCAGACUCACACUUCAUUAAUAAUGGAGCUCUUUUGGCAGCUCACUGAAAAAAGCUGGCUUUUCUUCAAACAGUGAUCAGAGUACGUGUUUAUAAAGGUUUUAUAAAGCAGGGAUGUUGGAGGGUUGGAUAUAACCCUGUCACAUCUAACCGAACCUAAAGACAAUCAACACCAACAGAAGGCCGUAACGGCUCGAUCUGCUGUCUCUAUGGCAACGACCUCCUUGGCAACAACACACUUGGUGUGCGAGCCGUGCGAGCAGCAGUCGUGUUGGUACACUGAUUAAACCCACGCUAACCCAGUCCAUAAAGCAGACUGGAAAUUUAGUUAGAGAGAUUAUAUUGGAGUAGUUUAAAGAGUGCGGCUCAACACAACAUUCAAAUCUGAACACUGGGCCCGUUUAAAUGUGUGAAAAGACAGCCCAUGUGGUCAGCGCUGUGAUGCAGAUGAAGAAGCUGCAGGCCAGAAAAUACAAGGAUGCUGUUCUGUUCACUGACCCUGCUGCAGAUACUGAUGACAUGGCAGAGGCUAAACAGAGAGCUCUUCUUGAUCAGCGCCAUCUAGAGACGUACCACAGGAUUCACCGGCUGAGGGACAGACUGUACCAGCACUACUCUGAGUUACUGACAGAGAAGAUCCAGAGACAGAGGCAGGAGCUGAAGAUGCAUCAUGACUCAGCUUCCCAGAAAAACACAGAAAAUGACACUGAACAGAGAAAAAGAAAACCACCCGUCCAGAAGCUCAUAGCUUCAACCCUCAAGCAUGAUGAUGCGUAUCUGGCUGCUUUACCUAAAACACGCUAUUAUCUGAUCCUGGAGCUUCAGAGGCUCCUGGCCCAGCGUGGGUGUCUGCAGGGUCCCAGGGAGCAGGAGGUGUUCCAGCACUGGGUGGACCAGGCCAAAACAGCACAACUGGAGAAACAGCUACAGCAGAUCGUGCUUCGCAGCAAGUCAGCUCCAGUGCUGACGGUGGAAGACUUGCUACAGAAGAAGAAGAAGAAGAAGAUGCCGGAACAUCUCCCACAGAUACAGGUCUCAACUGAAGAGAGCUCAACCCAACAGAAGCAUCAGACUGCAGUCUCAGAGAGUGCAUCAGGAGCGUUAGCUGUCUCUCCUCGUCUCUACAGCAAGCAGAUUCAGAACCAAACUGAGCUGAAGUUUCCCAGCGUCUUCUCACAGGAGCUCAGAGUGCCCAGGUUCUCCACUCUACAGCCCAGAUUUCUGGAGACCUUCAAGACCAACCCUCUUCUUCUGAGAGUGAAGGAGCCACCUCACCAAUCGAAAGCUGCAGUCGUGACCCAACACCAGCUUCGCCUGAUGCACAGCCUCUCCCUGUCUCACAUCGCUCACACACACAGACUGCUGGACAAAACGGGACUUGCUCUUCAUCGUGAUACAAGAUACAGCAUCAGCGACCUGUUGGAGCAUGUGUGUCCAAACAAAAUCUCAAUUAAUGAACCGAGAUGUUCAACACAGCCUCUUCUCCCACCACUGCAGUCUCUGGAAGAUCACUCCAAAACUGAACUUCCAAAACCUUCUAUGGAGGACACAGUCACUCCAUCCCACCAGGCAAGCAGCAGGAAACAGACUGACGACUCUGCGUUAAGCUACGAUAAAGCUCCGAACUCCUCCAGCUCAGAUGUUCCUCUGUCCAUGGAGGACAUUCACUCUCCGAGUAUUUCAUUGGCUAAAGACCCUGAUGACAAGACCUGGACCAAUUAUGUGUCUUAAAGUCAGCACUUUCAGCACUGCUCUGACCCCUUUUAAGAUAAAGAGGCUUUUUUUUAUACUAAAUUGUGUUUUUCUUGUUGCUUUUGUAACAUUAGAGACUUCUACUAAAAUAUAUCUUUAAGUGUAACUCACAAAUUAUGUAUAUACUUCUGAUAAAUUUGACUCAAUUUAAUCAAAUGCCACUUCAGCAACUGUAAUAUGUACUUUAAAUGUGUUUAUUUAGUUUAUAAAUUUAUAUGAAACAUAUAUUUUAUUAUGUUUCAGAGUCUGAUAUAUGUAAUAUCUGCAUGGUUUGAACAAUAAAAUACAAUAAAUAAGUAAUAAAAUAAAUUGUAAAAUAAA